This is a messenger RNA of Gymnodraco acuticeps, 2011 nucleotides long. It is a transcript of the gene mvk, whose product is annotated as mevalonate kinase. Bases 269 to 1462 code for a protein of 397 amino acids. Lineage: Eukaryota; Metazoa; Chordata; Actinopteri; Perciformes; Bathydraconidae. Gene Ontology annotation, biological process: cholesterol biosynthetic process; isoprenoid biosynthetic process. The transcript has 10 exons. Gene Ontology annotation, molecular function: mevalonate kinase activity; ATP binding. Gene Ontology annotation, cellular component: cytoplasm. The record is from RefSeq and is a predicted model, not a curated record.
UGUGCUUUUAACAUGUUUUAUCAACGCUGCUAUGAAGCAAAGCACAGCAAAGCACUUUGCUGCAUUUAGACUAAAGACAGCUCACUUAAACUCUCUGUAUUCGUUGAGACUUCAUGAGGGGUAGAGUUGUCGUCUGCGUGCUGUUGCUUCAGAGGAUUAACAUUAGCUAGGUGACUGAGCUAGCUAAUAAUAACACUGUCAGUGACAAGUUGGGCUUAAAGCUGCCCAGUUCUGGACGCAUUUCUUCACUCUGCAAGCUUUUACAGAAAUGACAGUCAAAGACGUAUUCGUGUCUGCUCCAGGGAAGGCGAUCCUCCACGGAGAGCAUGCGGUGGUGCACGGAAAGGUGGCUCUUGCUGUGAGUUUGAACCUGAGGACAUAUUUACGGUUGAAAGGCACCACGACUGGCAACGUUUGCAUCAACCUCCCAAAUAUCGACACUUUCCUCUGCUAUGACCUUUCUGAGCUGAAGCAGCUUAUUCCUGUUUCCUGCGGUAAGCGUGAGGAGGGAAAACCUCUAGAUGCUGAACUUGUGAGGAAACUGCGUGAAUUUAUCGGUGUCACCAAUGGAAACUUGGACAAUUGCAACAUGGCCACCCUAUCCUUCCUCUACAUCUACAUCUCACUGUUCGGAUCAAGUGAGCUGCCCAGCCUGACGGUGUCCGUGUGGUCGGAGCUGCCCACCGGAGCGGGCCUGGGGUCCAGUGCUGCCUACUCGGUGUGUUUGGCUUCAGCUCUGCUCUGUGCAAGUGGAGCCAUCCCUGCUCCCCUCAAAGAGUCGGAUCAAAGUGCAAGGUGGUGUCAGGAGGACCUGGAGCAGAUCAACAGCUGGGCUUUCCAGGGGGAAAUGAUCAUCCAUGGUAAUCCUUCAGGAGUAGACAACGCUGUAGGAACCUGGGGUGGCAUGCUGAGAUUCUUGGCCGGGAAGAUAAUACCACUGAGCAGGGUGCCGUUGUUAAGAAUCCUGCUCACUAACACCAAAGUACCACGUAGCACCAAGGUACUUGUUGCCGGGGUGAAGGACAAGAUUAACAAGUUCCCCUCCAUCAUGACCCCGGUGCUUGACUCAGUUGAUGCCAUUUCCUGCACUUGUGAGAAAAUCCUCUCAGAGAUGACCUGCGAGCCCAUCACUGGAGAGCACUAUAAUAUUCUAGAGGAGCUCAUUGACAUUAACCAGCACCAUCUGAAUGUGAUGGGCGUGGGACACCCCUCCCUGGACACACUGUGCCAGGUCACAUUGACCAAAGGGCUCCACAGCAAGCUCACCGGCGCGGGGGGAGGGGGCUGCGGCAUCACCCUUCUGAGACCAGAGACGGACUCCUCUGUUGUCCAGACUACAGUGCAGGACUUGAAAGACUGCGGCUUUGACUGCUGGGAGACGAGUAUUGGCGGGCCGGGGGUCCAGCAGCACUCUCCGCUCUCUGUUAAGGAGGAAGUUCUGGAGAUUUUAAACCGUUACUGAGACGGGGGCUUAACAAGAGGACAGUUUGUCUUUUACGGUGUUUACCUAAAGAACUGAGGUAUGCUCAACUCAUGAACUGAGCCCAAUGGACCAAGGAACAUUUCACACUGAAGGAGACGGAAAGAGCGUCCUACAUUUUCUUGUUGGAAGACUAACUGUUUUGAAACUAACAGCAAAAGCUACUGUGUCUCUAACGAAUUACUGAUAUUAAUUUUAAACUGUGUGAACAUGACUAAAUGGUACAAUGGUACGCUUUGUCCACAAGAUGGCAUCGGAGUUGCACCGAUGCUUUUUCUAUGCAACCGGAGUUAUGGUAAGGGGAUCUGAUACAUUGAUUCAUGUCUAAGUGAAGCGCUGGCAGGAUUCAUUUAUAUUUUAAUCAAAAUGUUCAACAAAGUACAGCCAACAUACCUUAAUGGAUAAGAUGAUUGUCAUUAAUUGCUCGAUGUUUGCAUUGCACUGUUGUUGGAUAACAGCUAGAAUGAAAGUAGUCACUUUACAGAAAUUAUGAUGAAGUUUGAUAAAUAGAUUUUUGAUUAUUCAACAAAA